Molecule: messenger RNA, 1281 nt
Organism: Macrosiphum euphorbiae (potato aphid)
Lineage: Eukaryota; Metazoa; Arthropoda; Insecta; Hemiptera; Aphididae
Source: the annotation of a GenBank genome assembly
AUGAUCAGUGAAAUCGAGGCCAAACCUUUGGACCUACGGGUAAAGUGUGAACCGGACGAGACGAACUCCGAAUCGGACGAUGCUGAAGACAUCAAGCCAAUCUACAAGGGUUACAAAAAAUGCAUCAUCAAACAAUUCCGUAAUGAAAAGGACGAGAACAUCGACUUCCUGGAUCACCUCAGGAUCGCCGGCAACGGCGGUGUAGGAAACCCGGGAGCGGCAGACCAUCUGCCUCCCAGGCAACAGUUGUCGUUCGCCCUGCCGCACGGAUUCCAUCAUGCUGGCUCUCUUCCGCCCAGCCCCGCGGACUCCGGUGUGUCCGACGUGGACAGCAGCAGCAGCGGGCACACGUCCACCGACACGGAGCUCAGGGCUCGGCUCCAACCGCACCAGUAUCACCACCAAGUCUCUUCUUGCGGCCGCCGUACCAGUCCGGACCCGCCGAGCAAUGCACAAUGUCACCAGCAGCAACAACAGCAGCAGCAACAACAACAACAACAACAACAACAACAACAGCAGCAGCAGCAACAACAACAGCAACAACAGCAGCAACAGGACUUGUUCUCCAGGAUAUACGGGGUGAACGCACCGCCACCCGGAGCUUACCAUCAUCCCGGUCCCGCUCCUCCGUCGCCCAAACAUCCUCUUUUCAUGCGAAACAACCAUCCUUACGGAGGUGGCGUUGCCGGUUACCACCCGUCAGCCGUCGGCGGCUACGGCUCGGCGGUCAGUCCCACAUCGGGCGGCCACUUCGCCAUGCCACCGUGCCCACCUGUGGCCGCUCUCCCGGGCGCCGGCACCGUGGUCGGUCGCGGGUCCGUCAUCCAGGCGGCCGCGGCCAAUUGUUACCAACCCAACGGCGCCGGGGCGGCCAACCUCAACGACCUGUACUACAUGGACUUUGGCGUGCCCACCGCGGCCGCGGCCAUGUACCACCAGAAGGCGGUCGGAAACAAGAGCGGCGGCAACAAAAAGCCCAAGAAGUACGGCGCCGUCGGGCGGCCGUCUGUGGCCGGUUCCCCGGGAGCCGUCCAACAGCAGACCUGUCCGGCCACGGGACCCAAGAGGAAAAGCCGAGAAGGUUCCACGACGUACCUUUGGGAAUUUUUGUUGAAACUGUUGCAAAACUCCGACUACUGCCCGAGGUUCAUCAAAUGGUUGAACCGGGAAAAGGGCGUUUUCAAGUUGGUUGACUCCAAAGCGGUGUCCAAGCUCUGGGGAGAGCAUAAGAACAAACCAGACAUGAACUAUGAGACGAUGGGACGUGCUCUCAGGUAUUAA